This is a messenger RNA of Prunus dulcis (almond), 1207 nucleotides long. Its product is annotated as abscisic acid receptor PYR1-like. The transcript has a single exon. Gene Ontology annotation, biological process: abscisic acid-activated signaling pathway. Bases 176 to 811 code for a protein of 211 amino acids. Gene Ontology annotation, molecular function: protein phosphatase inhibitor activity; abscisic acid binding; signaling receptor activity. The record is from RefSeq and is a predicted model, not a curated record. NCBI's taxonomy places the organism in Eukaryota, Viridiplantae, Streptophyta, Magnoliopsida, Rosales, Rosaceae. Gene Ontology annotation, cellular component: nucleus; cytoplasm.
AAAAACCCUUUUUUUUUUUUUUUUUUUUUUUUUUUAAAUUCCCAAAUUAACCCUUUCAAUUUAAUAAACAAAGACAUUUACCAUUUCACCCCUGCCAUCCUACAAAAUCCCCAUCCCAAGUAAACCAAAGUGCAUCCCCUCAUCAGCUCUGUCUUUUCUCUCUCGGAGACUCGUAAUGGAGAAAGGCGAGGGCUCAGCGGCCGAGCAAGACGCGGAGGAGACCACCCAGCACCACCUCACGAUUCCUGCCGGGUUGACUCAGGACGAGUUCGACGACUUGAAGCGGCUCGUGGCCGAGUUCCACAAGUACCCGGUGGGUCCCGGAAAAUGCUCUUCCCUACUCGCGCAGCGCGUGUACGCUCCGCCCGACAAGGUGUGGUCGGUGGUGCGCCGCUUCGACAAGCCCCAGACCUACAAGCACUUCAUCCGGAGCUGUACGGUCAAGGAGGGGUUUAAAAUGACCGUCGGGUGCACGAGGGACGUCAAUGUCAUUUCUGGGCUACCGGCGGCCACCAGCACGGAGCGGCUCGACUUUCUCGAUGAGGACCGCCACGUCACCGGUUUCAGUAUUACCGGCGGCGAGCACCGGCUCAAGAAUUACCGGUCGGUGACGACCGUGCAUGGGUUCGAGCGCGACGGGAGGAUCUGGACCGUCGUUUUGGAAUCGUACGUCGUCGAUGUGCCCGAGGGGAAUUCCGAGGAGGACACGCGUCUCUUCGCGGAUACAGUUGUCAAGUUGAAUCUCCAGAAGCUGGCGUCGGUCACCGAAGGGCUGGCGGGUGACGGUGACGCUAAAUCGCAGGUGAUGUGAGAAAAAAAAUUCACACCGAUUUUUAAAAGAAGAAAAGAAAAGAAAAAAAAAAAAAAUCUUUUUCUGGGGCUUUGUUUUGGGUUUUUUUAAUUUCUGAAUUUUGUAAGUACGCCGCCUCUCUUCCUUAUCUCUCUGUUUUUUAAAUUUGGAAUCAUCAAAAUGUCCUUUGGUUUAAUGGAUUGACCGGGAUGCCAUGCAUGAGUAAGUUGAAAUUGUGAGGAGAAGGUAAGGGCAUUUCAGUCAAUGCGUUUGUACAGAAAUGUCAAAGCUGAGGGACAGUGAUGUCAUGUCUUCUUUCUUUCUUUCUUGCUGCCAAAUUCCAAUGUGAAUAUUUGAUUUGGGCAUUUGGGUUUGCAACUCAAGUGUGCUUUUCAAUUUAUUUCCUCUCUCUCUCCA